AUGGAUGGAAAAACAGGACUUACUGAUGCAAAGUUAGAGGAAAUAUUAAUGCAGUGUGAUAGUGAUGAGGAAAUUUUUGAUGAAGAAUCAUCAGAGGAAGACAGAGAUGUAGAUAAAACAACCUGUGGUUGUAAUAAUUCAAAUGAUGAUUUGGAAGAGGUUGAGCACAAGAAACGAAAACAUGUUAAUAAUGAGGAUAAAUGGACGACCGCAGAAUCCUUUACUCCUACAAUUCACAAUUUCGACAUUGUUCAUUCUGGCUCUACGAAGGGUAACGCUACUUCCACGGAAUUAGAGUGCUUCAAAAUGUUUUUCUCAGAAACUAUAAUGACCGAAAUAGCUAACCAAACAAACUUGUAUUUCCAAUUUGUUAAUGCUCAGAAUUCAAGUAAAGAAAAAUCUCGUCUUAAGCGUUGGAAGGAUACGGACUUCAAAGAACUGUAUUGUUUUUCCGCUAUCAAUCUUCUAAUGUCGCAGGUAAAGAAAACACGUUUGAAUGAUUAUUGGUCCCAAGAGUGGCUUCGAUCAACACCAGCAUUUGCACAAAUAAUGUCAAGAGACAGUUAUUUACUGCUUUUGCGGUUACUUCAUUUUACUGACAAUACCUCAUCGCGUGUUGCUACGGAUUCUUUACGCAAAAUCAGAAUUAUUGUCGACCACUUGAAACAUACAUUCAGAGAAACUUUCAUCCCAUAUCAAAAUAUUUGUAUUGAUGAAAGUCUUAUGUUGUUCAAAGGACGCCUGUUCUUCAAACAAUAUAUACCUUCAAAGCGUCAUCGCUUUGGUAUAAAAUUAUUUAUGUGUGAUUGCAAAACGGGUUACAUAUUAGACUUCAUCAUUUACACAGGAGUUACUACAGAAAUUGUUAAUUUUGACAUCGCAAAUCUUGGUAAAUCGGGCAAUACAGUAUUAACGCUUAUCAGUAACUAUUUGAAUAAAGGGUAUACCUUAUAUGUCGAUAGAUAG
Diorhabda sublineata is the source of this 966-nucleotide messenger RNA. RefSeq names its product piggyBac transposable element-derived protein 4-like. Lineage: Eukaryota; Metazoa; Arthropoda; Insecta; Coleoptera; Chrysomelidae. The transcript has a single exon. The coding region runs from base 1 to 966 and encodes 321 amino acids. The record is from RefSeq and is a predicted model, not a curated record.